This is a messenger RNA of Aspergillus oryzae RIB40, 1167 nucleotides long. Its product is annotated as putative mitochondrial translation release factor (RF-1). The record is from RefSeq and is a predicted model, not a curated record. Gene Ontology annotation, biological process: translational termination. Gene Ontology annotation, molecular function: translation release factor activity. NCBI's taxonomy places the organism in Eukaryota, Fungi, Ascomycota, Eurotiomycetes, Eurotiales, Aspergillaceae. The transcript has 3 exons. The coding region runs from base 1 to 1167 and encodes 388 amino acids.
AUGCAGCAUCCUACCUUGACCUCAGACCCAUUCUUUCAUCUAUUUCAUCGGUUUUUCAUUACAGUAUCAAGUUCCUUUGAUGGAAGAAUAGCAAAGCGGGUCGGCGAGCUAGCACCGAUUGCGAAUGUCCUGGACGAAUGGGACAGGGCCAAUGAAUCUAUAUCAGAACUCAAUGCCUUGCUUUUUGACCCGGACACAGAUCUUGAGCUCAAAUCCCUGGCCAUAGAAGAUUUGGAGACCGUCAAGGCUGCUUUGCCGACUAUAUCAGAGAACUUGAAAAAGGCCCUUGUCCCCCGUCACCCUUUUGCAGCGCUCCCUUGCCUUCUCGAGAUACGGCCUGGCGCAGGUGGAGAUGAGGCGGGACUUUUCGCCUUCGAACUCCUGAGGAUGUAUACUGCAUUUUGCUCUCGCCGCGGUUUUCGGUCCAAUGUUAUUAAGCUAGAAGUGGGAGACGGCCCCGCGGAGGAUCGGCUAAAUGAAGCAGUAAUGGAAGUUGAGGCAGAUGGGGCUUAUGAGAUACUCAGAACCGAGUCGGGGGUACACCGGGUGCAGAGAGUUCCGGCAACGGAGACUAAGGGACGUACCCACACCAGUGCUGUGAGUGUGAUGGUUCUUCCUAGCUUCCCCGAGACAGGAGGUGCCAUGGAUAACGCUCUCAAUUUUGAUGACCCAAACAGUGAUUACUAUGUUGAUCCCCAGGAGGUUCGUAGCGAGAAGAUGCGAGCUGGUGGUGCGGGGGGGCAGCACGUGAACAAGACAGAGUCAGCUAUUCGCUUGACUCACAUGCCCACAGGUAUCGUUGUCUCCAUGCAGGAUUCCCGAUCUCAACAUGCAAACCGCAAAAAAGCCUGGCAGAUAUUACGCGCUAGAUUAGCCGAGGCGAGGCAAGAAGCUCGCGAACAGAAAUUCGUGGAACUCAGAAGAGGGGUGUUGGGGGGUGUUGCUCGUAUGGGCCGUGGGGACAAAAUUCGCACGUACAAUUAUGGCCAGAGUCGUUGCACAGACCACCGGAGUAGCAUCACCAUACAUAAUUUGAAUGAUGUUUUGGAUGGUGGUGAAGGCCUCGAAACUGUCAUGGAGAGUGUACGGUCCUGGCUAAUUGACCAAGAAGUUGCAGCUCUGGUUGCUGACGAGCUAGCGAAAGACAAGGAAGCCUCACGCCCAUAA